GGUGUGGGCGGAGCCUGAUGCGGAAGUGCAGGUGCAUCGACGUAUUCUCCGUCGUCGCAACACACACUCACGCACUACCAGCGUAGUACGAGCCGCCAGACACAUACACACACAAGAUACCACUUCGAUUCCCGUCACAUCAUCCGUUUCCCCGUCCUUUAGAGCAACACGCGUGGGAGGACGUCGAGAUGGCGCUGAACAAGAACAGCUCCGAGUCGGGGGGCGUCAUCAUCAACAACAGUGAAAGUAUCCUGAUGAACCACGACAGCGUGGAGCUGGUGUUCUGUGAGGCCGACAGCCUCCCGGAGGCCUUCAGGAAGAGCAAGAAGGGAAGCAUCUAUCUAACGCCCUACAGGGUGAUCUUCCUGGCCAAGGGGAAGGACGCCCUGCAGUCCUUCAUGAUGCCCUUCUACCUGAUGAAGGGCUGUGAAAUCAAGCAGCCCGUCCUGGGAGCCAACUACAUAAAGGGCUCCGUCAACGCCGAGCCCGGAGGCGGCUGGGAAGGCGCCGCGACAUUCAAGCUGGUCUUCGCUGCCGGCGGAGCCAUCGAAUUCGGCCAGUGCAUGCUGCAGGUGGCCGCCCAAGCGUCCAGAGGUCAGCCAGCGACGGCCGGGUUUGGCGGCUGCCCAUACAUGGCCAACGGGGCGUACGCCUACCCCCCGCCCCCCACCACCAACGGGAUGUACCCGGCCGGCCCCCCGCCGGGCUACAACUACCCCAACGCCCCGCCCACAGGUGGGUUCUACCCGAACCCUCCAGCGUUUGACGGCCCUGCAGCCUACAUGCCCCCCCCUCCCUACUCUGCCCCCCUGGGUCAGCAGCCCCCACAUGUCCCUGACCUGCCGUCCACAUCAGCAGCGGAGGCCAAGGCAGCCGAGGCGGCGGCCAGCGCCAGCUGCGCCACGCUCCCUCCCUCCCACGUCUACCUGCCGCAGGACAAGCCUCCACCGUAUUCCCCCCCCGAAGACAAGAAGAACCAGUAGACCGGCGACACUGCCCCCCCCACCCCCAGUCUCCUCUUUUCUCUCCAUCCUGUGCUCAGAUGCGUCUCCUGCCCAGGCUACACUAACUCCCCCGUUUCUUUCCUUUGCUAAUUGGCUGCCGAGUAUAGCAAACAUAGCUGUUUUUAUUAUUAUUAAACCGUCCGUGUUUAUCGUAUAUUUUUCUUCUUCGUUCUGCGCCGGUUUUCCUCGACUGAUCCUCUCCUCGCGUAACGCUCAGCGCGUCUCAAUGUGAAUGAGUCGGCGGUCGUCGUGAUGACCCGGUGUUAGUGGAAGUCUUUAUUGUGAUGCUAUGAUUGUAUACAAGGGGUCGGGCUAACGCAUUGAGGCAGGCCCGAGGGGAGAGCGUUCUCAACGUCGUCUAACCUUAUAGUUUAGCCUGCAGUGAUCGCCCGUUCGAGUUGUUCAAACGUUUAUUUUGCACCGUACCCGAUAGAUUAAGCUUGGCCUGAUUGUUUAACAAGACUGAAACUAUUCCUCCGUUAACCUAUAAUGAGGCAAGAAGAAAUGCAGUGUUUUAUUUUUGUAUAAUUUAUUUGCGUGUACAGGAUUUUUGGCUGUAAAGAAAAUGAGAUAUUUUAUCAGUUGACAUAAUAGAAGACGUGCUUUUGUAAGGAUGGAUAACUGAGAGGGGGGGCGGCUGGAGUGGACGUUUUUAGUGGCUGAAUGCAAAGAUUAGAAUGGUGCUUAGUUGCGGUCCCUGAUCCAGGAUUAGAGAGAACAGAUUUAACGCUAUUACCGUGCGCGUGAGAGCAGAGAGUCUUGUCGGCCCGUUGUGGACACGGGGACGACUCGCUUCCCUUUUUCAGUGUCAGGUGAACAUAAAAGAAGUUUUUUGUUAAUUCUUCCCUGUCUGUUUUAACGAUGUGACCAAAUGGACGGCUGCGCUUUCAACUGACGUGUCUGAGGCCUGUCUUUUAGAAAAAUAACUUAAAAUCCAAGCACUUUACGAGUCUGGGCUUCAACCUCAUCCUCCUGUCGGUUCGUCCCAGUUAGGUUCUGUGUGACACGAGGCAUACAGCUUUUCUUCUGGGCGUCGAGCCACUGUUUGCUGUCUUGGCUGUACGUAUAUUAAUAAAAAAGCACUGUAUUUAAUCUAUGUGAUCUAUUUUGAAGUCAUGGAAAAAAAAACAAGCAUAAUCGCACCCUAAACUGAUGCAUGUUUGCAUUGGAGUGGAUUUUAUUAAACUGAUCUUGAUGAAGUGAAGCACAAA
Messenger RNA from Gadus macrocephalus (Pacific cod), 2215 nucleotides. It is a transcript of the gene wbp2, whose product is annotated as WW domain binding protein 2. The record is from RefSeq and is a predicted model, not a curated record. Gene Ontology annotation, molecular function: chromatin DNA binding; transcription coactivator activity. The transcript is spliced from 8 exons. Lineage: Eukaryota; Metazoa; Chordata; Actinopteri; Gadiformes; Gadidae. Gene Ontology annotation, cellular component: nucleus. Gene Ontology annotation, biological process: positive regulation of DNA-templated transcription. Bases 189 to 983 code for a protein of 264 amino acids.